Messenger RNA from Engraulis encrasicolus (European anchovy), 2518 nucleotides. Its product is annotated as potassium voltage-gated channel subfamily A member 1. Lineage: Eukaryota; Metazoa; Chordata; Actinopteri; Clupeiformes; Engraulidae. The coding region runs from base 205 to 1899 and encodes 564 amino acids. Gene Ontology annotation, molecular function: delayed rectifier potassium channel activity; protein binding. The transcript has a single exon. Gene Ontology annotation, cellular component: voltage-gated potassium channel complex; membrane; intercalated disc. Gene Ontology annotation, biological process: protein homooligomerization; potassium ion transmembrane transport. The record is from RefSeq and is a predicted model, not a curated record.
GAUCAGACCACGGAGCUCCAACUACAUGGCUUAGGCGCUGAGUAUGUAUCGCAAGGGGUGAGGAGAGGAAGACUGUACUCCGGAUUACGCAGACUCAUCUAGAAAACAGUUUUAAGUGAAAGGAACCUGUUCUUGGGAACGACGGUAAUUUGUUCUCUCAAACUCCUACAAGUCUUUCACAGAUUAAUAUUUAAUGGCUUCGGUAUGGAGAUAGCCUUGGUGAGUUUUGAAAACGGCGGCGCAAAAGGAACUGGGGGAAAUGCCGGCGAAGCCUGCCAAAACGCACUGGAUCACCCACAACAAGGUUUUGUCCAGACUGGAUUCUCUGAGGGCUACAAGGAGUCAAACACGUUGUGCUGUCCACCCCAGAGCUCGUGGAAAAUUAACGACAUGAACAACACGUUUAGCUGCAGCGAGAAUGCCAUGGAUGCGCUGUUGCGCGCCGACCAUAGUCCGCACCUCUUUGAUGAGGACAUGUUGGACAUGGAUAUGGACAACGACAGCAACGAGAGGGUGUUUAUCAACAUCGCUGGACUGAGGUACGAGACCCAGUUGGGCACCUUAAAUCAGUUUCCCGAUACUUUGUUGGGCGACCCGCAUAAGAGAAUUAAAUACUUCGAUCCACUUCGGAACGAGUACUUCUUUGACCGCAACAGGCCGAGUUUCGACGGGAUUCUCUAUUUUUAUCAAUCUGGGGGAAAGAUUCGGCGACCUGUCAAUGUGUCAAUCGACGUGUUUGCGGAUGAGAUUCGCUUUUAUCAGCUGGGAGAGGAUGCGAUGGAGCGCUUCCGCGAGGACGAGGGAUUCAUUAAAGAAGAGGAGAAACCGUUACCACAAAAUGAAUUUCAAAAGCAGGUAUGGCUCAUAUUUGAGUACCCGGAAAGCUCCAGUCCUGCGAGAGGAAUUGCAAUAGUGUCUGUCAUUGUUAUCACCAUAUCAAUCAUAACGUUUUGUUUGGAAACGCUGCCAGAGUUUCGAGACGAGAGAGAACUGCCAGUCACCGUCAGAGGUGACAAUAGCACACUAGUGCGGUCGUCCCUCACUUUCACCGACCCCUUCUUCAUCAUAGAAACCACCUGUGUGAUAUGGUUCACUUUUGAGCUCUUCGUGCGCUUCUUCGCCUGCCCUAGCAAGUCGGAGUUUUCCAAGACCGUCAUGAACAUCAUUGACAUUAUGUCCAUCAUGCCUUACUUCAUCACAGUAGGCACCGAGCUGGCCGAACAGCAAGACCAGGAGCAUGUCGAGCACCAGAACGGCCAAACCAUGUCGUUGGCCAUCUUGCGAGUCAUCAGGCUGGUGCGCGUGUUUCGAAUAUUCAAACUCUCUCGCCACUCCAAGGGCCUCCAGAUUCUGGGCCAGACUCUCAAGGCCAGUAUGCGCGAGCUCGGCCUCUUAAUCUUCUUUCUCUUCAUUGGAGUCAUCUUGUUCUCGAGCGCAGUCUUCUUCGCAGAAGCGGAUGAACCCGAGUCCCACUUCUCCAGCAUCCCCGAUGCCUUCUGGUGGGCGGUUGUCACCAUGACCACUGUGGGCUACGGGGACAUGAGACCGGUGACGGUUGGGGGUAAAAUAGUGGGCUCUCUCUGUGCCAUCGCUGGUGUGUUGACCAUUGCCCUGCCGGUGCCAGUCAUCGUGUCCAACUUCAAUUACUUUUACCACAGAGAGACUGACCAGGACCAGUCGUCACUGAAGGAUGACAAGGAACCCAGCGGUCGUGCUAGUCCGAGCGACGAAAUGAAGCGCAGCCGAAGCAGGUCAUCUCUCAAGUCGACAGGAGACGUGGAGAAUAACGACGGCACAAACACGACUGUGGAGAAAACCAACAUCAAGGCUAACAGCAGCAUUGACAUCAAGAAAUCCCUUUACGCGUUUUGUUUGGACACGAGAGAAACAGACUUGUAGCCCCCUUUAUGGGGUGCUUUUGCUACCCUCUCCAUGGGGACACAUUGUUACUGUGAAAGCCUGUUUAGUCUCUUAAUUAAGUCUUUGAACCAAUAUGCCCGGGAUGUCCAAAGGCUUUUUUGCACAUUGGCAGAAUCAACAGAAUGACAGUGAUUCAGGAAAAAUCUGCCACCCUGACACAUAUAAGCACAGCACAUAAUUUUCUAAUUUGCAUAAUUUCAUGAUUUUCUAAUAAGCACAUUCAUUAAAAUCCCAUUUCAGACGCCAGCUGAAUCAAAUGGACGUAGUAAUUAUAUUGCACAUUACACAUCACAGGCCCACACGCUUCGUGUCACUCACUAUGAGGACAUCAGAUGAUGACAUAGCUGGAUAUAUAGACUGCACAAACAGGUGACGCACAGUUGGAUGAUUUGAAAAAGGCAUCUAAGUUAGGCUAUUUGUUUUGUUGGCCUUAAAUGAACGUCUACUACCAACAAUCAUGAAAUAAAUAGGCCUAUAGGCUACCCUACGAAUUGCAUAAGGAUAUGCCUUUUAGUUUGAACAAGUGGGCAUUUAAAUUUGAAUAUACCUACCACUUAAGUCAAUCAGAUGUUUACAGGAAGUCCUGAUGCAAGGACUG